AGGCGGGCCUGGCCGUGCCCUCGCUGCGGGACGCCCUCAAGGCCGCUGCAGCCGCCUCGGCCGCCCCCGCCGCGGCCGCCGCGGCGGCGGCCGCCGCGGCGGCGACCGCCGCGGCGGCGGCAGCUCUCCGUCGUCAGCCCAGCCGCAGGCUGCCGCUUCGGCGGUGGCAGCUGCUUCGGAGGCCGCCACAGGCGUUGUCGCCACAGGGGGUGCCGCCUCGGGCAGCCGUGCCGCGGCGGCGCCGGAUAGGAGGCCAGCGUCGUACGACGACGUCGAGGAGGACCCGAGGACGGUCGCGGCGGUGGCGCGAGUGAGCAGGGAGGUCAUCAGGCGGGCGAAGGUCGCCGAGGCGCUGAACAAGCGCACGGUCUUUGUCACGAACCUCCCGUUCAAGGCCACCGAGCAGGAGAUCCGGGACUGCCUGGGCAAGGCAGGGGACGUCAAGGAGGUGAGGCUGUCACGAGACAAGACCACCGCGCGCCCUCUCGGCUACGGGCACGUCCAGUUCGAGGCCGCCACGACGGUCACCGCCGCUGUUGAGCAGUGCGACAAGGUCGAGCUGCGCGGGCGCGUGAUGCGCGUGGCCAAGGCCGAGCCUGGCGUGAAAGUGGAGUUCGAGCUGCCGGAAGAGUUGAGGGAGGAGAUCAAGACGCUGAUGCGCCGGAAGUACGAGGGCAUGAACCUCAGCGCCCUGAAAGACGCCUGGAGGAAGGAGCACGCCGGCGAGAAGCUCGACACGGCCAAGUUCGGGUUCAAGAAUUUCUCCUCCGCGGUGAAAACGAUCGAGG
Prorocentrum cordatum is the source of this 788-nucleotide messenger RNA. The record is from the annotation of a GenBank genome assembly. NCBI's taxonomy places the organism in Eukaryota, Dinophyceae, Prorocentrales, Prorocentraceae.